AUGUUUAAAAAGUUCAACCUCAAAGAAGAUGUGGCAUCGAACACGAUCAUCAAAUCAUCAACACAACGAGCCAUCCGAUCCAAACUAACCCAGCAAUUCCCCGCACUCAACCAACCCUUGAUAGAAGAAGACCCCGAAAAUAAAAACGAAACAGACCCUUCCUCCAGCCUUGAUCAUCCUGCUUCGAAUCCUGCUGAUCGAAUUACUCUCCUGGAAUCCCUUUGGCCUAAAAAAGAAUCCCUUAAUCUCUUGAAAUGUAGAGAACACGUUUCGAUCUUGGUCUGCAAAAAGACCCCGCUAUUCUUCCAACAUUUCGAUGGCCCGUAUUUCCCUACCUUGAAACUUUUGCACCAAUAUCCGACGUUAUUGCCCCAUGUACAGGUAGAUCGGGGGGCGAUCAAGUUUGUACUUUCAGGGGCCAACAUCAUGUGUCCGGGACUGACUUCUCCAGGUGCCCGCCUUCCCGAGGAGCUGCCUGCACAUACCCCCGUCGCCGUCCAUGCCGAGGGCAAAUCUUCCGCCUGCGCAAUCGGCUUCACUCAGAAGUCUGCAGCCGAUAUGCGCGCUGUGAACAAGGGCAUCGGCGUCGACAACGUUCAUUGGCUCGGUGACGAUCUAUGGCUUAUCGAAGAAAUUUGA
Messenger RNA from Puccinia triticina, 639 nucleotides. RefSeq lists its product as uncharacterized. Gene Ontology annotation, biological process: formation of translation preinitiation complex. Gene Ontology annotation, molecular function: RNA binding. The transcript has 4 exons. The record is from RefSeq and is a predicted model, not a curated record. Lineage: Eukaryota; Fungi; Basidiomycota; Pucciniomycetes; Pucciniales; Pucciniaceae. The coding region runs from base 1 to 639 and encodes 212 amino acids.